This is a messenger RNA of Penicillium coprophilum, 1494 nucleotides long. RefSeq names its product FAD-dependent oxidoreductase. Gene Ontology annotation, molecular function: sarcosine oxidase activity; flavin adenine dinucleotide binding. The transcript has a single exon. Bases 1 to 1494 code for a protein of 497 amino acids. The record is from RefSeq and is a predicted model, not a curated record. NCBI's taxonomy places the organism in Eukaryota, Fungi, Ascomycota, Eurotiomycetes, Eurotiales, Aspergillaceae.
AUGGAUCAGACAGGACCACCAAGCAAAAAAAGCCCCAUUGUCAUUGUGGGGGCCGGAAUAUUUGGCCUCAGUACCGCACUCCAUCUUUGCAGACGUGGUUACAAUGAUGUGACUGUCCUUGACAAACAACCCUACGAUGAGACAUUGUACUCAUACAUCAAGGGCGCAGAUGCCGCUUCUGCCGACAUCAACAAAAUCGUUCGAUCAGCCUACGGAUCCCAAACGGAAUAUCAAGAUUUAUCUACCGAAGCGAUUGCUGAAUGGCACACCUGGAAUAACGAGCUCCAACGGGGCACUUUAGUACCCCCUGGAAUGUCCAUCAAGGAUGCAGUCUUCGUGCCCAAUGGCAACAUUUCUCUAUCUACAUCCGCUAUGCUGCCAGCAUGGGAGCUUGCCUGUAUUGAUGGAAUGGAGAAAGCUGGAAACAAGGAUACUCAACUAGCUACGACGAUUCCUCGCCACGUGGAGAUUGCAGUGCAAAAAGGACUUCAGUCAUUCAUGGACCCGUUUCAAAGAGAGAGACGUGGAGAGCACAACACCGGCGUGUUGGAUACCACAGGUGGCAUGGCUGUUGCAGAUAAGGCUUGCUGGUUUGCGUUGCAUAAGGCGCGAAACCUGGGAGCGAAAUUCAUUUUCGGGAAAGAGGCUGGAUGUAUGAAGGAGCUAUGCUAUGAAAAUUCGAAGGUGAUUGGUGUUAAAACUCGGGAUGGGAAAACACAUGCAGCAGAAAUGACUGUUCUGGCCUGUGGUGGGUGGACACCCGUCUUACUACCCGAGCUUGACGGCCUGUGUGAGGCCACCGCCGGGAGUGUGAUACUUUUCAAGAUUCCUCGGCAGUCCCCUCUAUGGGAUCGACUAGGUGCAGACCGAUUUCCGACCUGGAUGUGGAAUAUGCGGAGUGGAGCUGAAGGUGGUUUAUAUGGAUUCCCGAGGGAUGAAAAUGGUUGGUUCAAGGUUGGAUAUCGAGGAACGAAAUACACCAACCCGCUGCGUCAGGGAGAUGGCAAUGAGCGAAGCACACCGGUGACGCGGUGGUCAGCUGCUGAACAAGAUGGGAAAAUCCCUACUGGGGAAAAAUUUACUUCUUUCCCACAACAAGCGCAUCAAGUUCUCACGGAAUUUCUUAAUGAGUACCUUCCAGAGUUAUCUGAAGAAGGGAUCGACAUCGCCCUGACCAGGGUUUGCUGGUACACAGAUACGUUUGACAACCACUUUGUUGUUGACCGUGUGCCCAAUAGGCAAGGGCUAAUGGUCGCAACAGGGGGCAGCGGUCACGCCUUCAAAUACCUUCCGAACAUUGGGAAUUGGAUUGUCGAUAUAAUGGAGGGCGUUGGCAUGGAUCGAUCGGCGGUUAAAGCAUGGAAGUGGAGAUCUGUCGGUGUGCAGAGACCAACCAACGAUCUCAUGGAAGGUAUUGGUGGUUCAAGAGCUCUCCAAAAUAUAUGUCUUCUCAAAGAAGCGAGCUUGCAGAAUAAAGCACAGGCCAAGCUAUAG